Messenger RNA from Penicillium vulpinum, 1308 nucleotides. RefSeq names its product Tm-1-like ATP-binding domain-containing protein. The coding region runs from base 1 to 1308 and encodes 435 amino acids. The record is from RefSeq and is a predicted model, not a curated record. NCBI's taxonomy places the organism in Eukaryota, Fungi, Ascomycota, Eurotiomycetes, Eurotiales, Aspergillaceae. The transcript has a single exon.
AUGCCACAUAUCAUCCUUCUAGGGACCCUCGACACCAAGCGGGCAGAAAUCUUAUAUCUCUACAAUCAGCUGCAGAAUGCCACUCGAUUCUCGACGACGCCCUUAGAAAUUACCUUGAUUGAUUGUGGCCGUCAAGCUAUUAGCGAUGAUGUCAUUACCAUAACACAUACCGACCUGCUAGCCAAGUAUGCGCCCGGCGACAGAACCGAGAUAUUGACUCUGCCCCGAGGGCAAGUGAUUGAACUCCUCAUUAGCUGCGUCAGUAGGUGUGUCAGCGAUUUACUGCGAACGACGGAGAUACACGGAAUCAUCGGUGCUGGCGGCAGUGGAGGAACGAGUCUGUUCUCCGCCGUAAUGAGGAAGGCUGCACCCAUUGGCCUGCCCAAACUUAUCGUCAGCACAGUCGCAUCAGGGAAUACAGGACCAGUGGUGGGCGAAUGCGAUAUCACCCUGAUGUACUCAGUCGUGGACAUCGCGGGCACAAAUUGGCUCCUCCGCGAAGUGCUAGGGAAUGCAGCUGGCGCCAUGUUUGGUAUGGCGUCGACAUAUCAACAUAGGCUGAGUGAACGCCGGACUCGAACUCUGCAGGACAAGCAACAAGGAGAGAAGAAGGUUCGAGUCGGCAUUACUAUGUUCGGCGUGACAACCCCGUGUGUGGAUCAUGUGAGACGUCACUUGGAAGACAACUAUUCUGUAGAGGUCUACGUGUUUCAUGCAACUGGUCAUGGGGGAAAGGCUAUGGAACGAUUGGUGGAAGAAGGCCGUCUAGAUGCCAUCUUGGAUAUCACAACGACCGAAAUCUGCGAUCUCAUUGCCGGCGGGACUAUGAGUUGCGAAACCAGCCGCCUGGAGAUGACACUUAAGCGCGGAAUACCAAAUAUCAUUUCCGUUGGAGCUACGGAUAUGGUCAAUUUUGGUCCGGUCAACACAGUGCCAGACCAAUACCGCGACCGCAAACUGUUUGUACAUAAUCCGAAUGUGACUUUAAUGCGAACAUCUGCGGCCGAAUGUCGGAAAGUCGGGGAGUUCAUGCUGGCCAAACUAGACCGGUUUGCCCAGGACCCAGGUAUGGUUGAGGUGUGGCUUCCUGGGGGCGGAGUGAGUAGCAUUGGGACAGUAGGCUCUGCAUUUGCAGAUGCUGACGCCGAUGCCGCCCUUGCUGAUACUCUACGCUCCGGGCUAAAGGACAGCAAAAUCAGAGUGGUAUCGGAUGAGCGAGAUAUAAAUGAUGAUGGAUUUGCAAUUGACAUUGCGGAUCGGCUUAUGGCCCUGGUGGCGAAGCACUCUUGCAGUGCCAUAGCGAGCUAG